CCGAGCCCACCUACAGCGACGCCACCUAGAAACGCGGCGAGCUCUCCCGAUCCACGAAAAUAUGUAGUUGGCAAAUACCGAGCGUAUCUUUAUAUACAGGAGGUUCGACGGAGCCGAGCUGUUGAAUGGUAUCGUUACCAUGGGUGGUCAUGAUGAUGAUAUGACAUAUUUAGUCAACAAACAGAAGCAAGAUGAAGAUAUUAAGAACAAGCUGAAUGACAGCAGUCAUUGGGGUGACCAGGAGUCAACUGGCAACAAUGCUAAAUGGGUCAAGGAGGGCCAGAACCAGCUGCGCAAGGUAGCGGAGAACCAAAAGGACCAGGACCACAACUGCAAUAUCAGCCAGAAUGGGAACAGGGAGGAUUUCACUCCACACAACACUACUCAGGAAGCGCGACAGGGAAACGAGGAGCAGACCAAGUCCCCCAAAUCAGUGAUGACCCCCGACAUUAACGAUGAGACCAAGAACAUCCUUAAUGAGCAACUAAUUAUCAAUUCUCUGGAGUCUACAGAAGAGAAAGAGCGAGGGGAAGAUGACAGAGAGAAGGAAGAAAAAUCAGAGGAAGAAGAGGAUCUGUCAGAUGAUGCCAGAGGAGAGAAAGAGACAGUAGAACCGAGUAGCAUGGAGGCACAGAGAGAUGGUGGUGUGGCAAGAAAUGCCUGUCUCCUGUUCUCCAGUGUCAAUGGAACACCAAGUGACGAAGAGUCCAGUUGGCCGGCACUGUCUCAGGAUGGCACAACUGACAGCUCUCCAAAUGGAAAUAGAGAAUCCUUCUGGGAUUCAAAUGCCUUUGAAACAGACACAGACUUGCCCUCAGGCUGGAUGCGAGUGCGAGAUACAUCGGGCACAUACUACUGGCACAUCCCUACAGGCACUACCCAAUGGGAGCCUCCUUCACCUCUGGAUAAAGUUGGGGACUCCAUUAUGUCCUCGAGUAUGUCCUUGGAGACCACACCCUGUGAGGAGCCUGAGGAAUCUUGGGCUCAAAUUUCCAACCCAGAUGAAGGAGCUGGUGAUGGGGAACUGUGGAAGGAGGGGGAAGUUGCCUCUGACCAGUGCUUGAAAGAGUUUGAAGGGGCAACUCUGCGUUAUGCAUCCAUCAACCUGAACUACAAUUGUUCUCAGUCUGAGGAGGUGGAAAAGCUUACCCCACUCUGCACAGAUCUUGAGUCUAAGUGUUUUGCUGUUCGCUCCCUGGGCUGGGUUGAAAUGUCUGAAGAGGAUAUGGCACCGGGCAAGAGCAGUGUGGCUGUCAACAACUGCAUCAGGCAGCUCUCUUACCACAAACAUAACCUUCAUGACACUGCCGGUAUCUGGGGAGAGGGUAAGGAUAUGGUGAUGGUCCUGGAGAAUGACACCAUGAACCUAAUUGACCCAUUGGGCCAGACUCUGCUACACACUCAGCCCAUUGCCAGCAUCCGUGUGUGGGGUGUAGGCAGAGACAAUGGCAGAGAUUUUGCGUACGUGGCUCGAGACAACCUGACCCAAGUCCUGAAGUGUCACGUUUUCCGUUGUGACUCGCCUGCCAAGAACAUUGCCACCACCCUGCAUGAGAUGUGCUCCAAGAUAAUGAUUGAGAGGAAGGCAGCCAAGCCAGGUGUGAGCAGGCUCAACUCUGACCCCUGUAAACCAAUCCCUGUUGAAGAGUUCCCAGCUCCAAAAAAUGAGCUCUUCCAGCGCUUUCAUGUGUACUACCUUGGAAAUGUGUCUGUCUCCAAGCCAGUGGGUAUGGAUAUGGUUAAUGAAGCUGUGGAAAAGGCAAUGAAUGGCAAAGACAAACAGGACUGGACUCCUGUCUCUGUUAAUGUUGCCCCUGCCACUCUAACAAUACUUUCAAGACAGACCGAGGAGGUUCUUUCUGAGUGUAGGGUACGUUUCCUGUCGUUCAUGGGUGUGGGCAAGGAUGUCCACACUUUCGCCUUCGUCAUGGCUGAAGGCCCCAGGGAUUUCAUCUGUCAUAUGUUCUGGUGUGAACCUAACGCUGCCAGUCUGAGCGAAGCAGUACAGGCUGCCUGCAUGCUUCGCUACCAGAAGUGCUUGGAUGCACGUCCCCCAAGCCUGGGCUCCUGCCUGCCCACUCCCCCUGCUGAUUCUGUUGCUCGCCGUGUCAAGAAGGGGGUCCAGAGUCUGCUUGGCAGCUUCAAGAGCUACAGGUCAGGCUCCCAGUCCCCUUGAGAAGAAGAGGAGAGGAUCCACGCCCUAAUAAGCUUCAGCUUCGAUCACAAGAGCCCCUCUAUGAAGUCUCUCCAUCUCACUCCUCACUCACUGUAUUCGCCUUACAGUCCUCUUUACUUGUAGAAUCGUUAGUCAUGUGUGUCAUGUUAUUGCUCCAGGGAAAAGGUAUGACUGCUAAGACCUUUUUUAAAAUUUCUUUCACCUAUUUGCUUUUUUAAUCCCUGUAAUUUUCUUCAACUCCUCAUCCCAUAUGAGCAAACCCUAGCACUUGUCCUUUUGCUUCGCUGGGGUUCUUUCUGUGAUUCUAAAUUGUUUUUGUGUUUUAACAGAAACCAUGCAAGGAAUGUUGGGUAUAGAUGUAACACACCCUGUCACAAGAAAGAACAAUUGCUCAAACAUGGAGCUGCUUGAUUCCCCUCACAGAAAUAGGCCCAAUCCCUUUCUUCCUCAGUGCAAUCAAAGUAAACACAUUUUCUCUUUUUGUACUGUCUAAGCAAAGUAAUGCGGAGGUCAUCAAACCUACUGUUAUGUAUCCUGAUGCGGAUUUUUAUAUCAAGACUCAUCAUUACCAUACACUCAGUCUCAAUUCCUGCCCAACAUGGGCUGAAAUACUAGCCAUGUGAGAGCCUAAGUAGUGUUUCACAUUGUUGUUUGCCCCAAAAUCCCUAAGCAAUGUAUUUUAGUCUUCCAAAGAAUUGUACGAUCAUCUGUUGGCAUUAUGAGCAGCCACUAGUCUGAGUGUAGUGGUGUUUCUCAUACAUUCUGCAUGAACAUUUGCAAGUUCAGUGCUUGUGUGCAAUAAUCAGAUUUUCAUGGUGAUAAGAUGGCUGUUGGGCUGCCAUGCCAUUACAUUUCUUCACUUUAACCAGGUUGUCUGGCUAUACUUGGUGCCAGACUACCUGAAGAACAGAGCCAUUGUGAAAAGAGACAUCUAGUCAUUGAAUUAAUAGUAAUAAUGAAUAGAAACUCUGGAUUUUCUCAUCAGAGUGAAUUAAACACAGCCAUUUACGACCACUGACACCACUAAAUAGUACUGUAGAGCCUCACCACAAGCUGCAUGAUUGAAUAGCUUAGAGUUAUAACAAGGGAUAAUUGCUGCUUGCAGCAGUCUAGCGCUAAGACCCAUUAAUGUAUCAUAGUAGAUUCUGUAUGUGCUUCUGUGUGGUAAGGGGAGGCUGGAAUUGAUGUGCUGUUUCGUGUUUCUUAGGCAUGUCACUCUAGUUAGUGUCAGUGUUUAUCUAUUAUAGGCUAUUAGUAGUAGAGUAGACUUCCCUGUCAGUCCCUUUAGACUGAGAAGAUGAGCGCAGGUCAGUGUCUCCCUUCGAAGUUUUUUUUUUUGGGUGGGGGGUAAAGGGUUAAUGAUUUCUCCAAUGGUUAACAUUGUUUUCUCUUUUUCCUUGUCACAUUUUGAUCUUUUUGGCCGUGGCCACUUCAAGUAAUGUAUUUUGUAUUGUUUGCUUUUACUAAAAUGUACACAAUAGAGGCAAGCUGCACAUUUGCGUAUUGGAUUUACUUUUUAUAUAAAAACACAUGACUUUGUGAGAAAUUGUAUGUCAUGUUUGCCAUGUGUGUACUUGUAAUGAAUAUUUAACACAGUAAUAGCCAACUCUAACAUAUUAAAGAAUUGUGCAGUUUGUAAGACUUUAGGAUUCCUUCACCACAAGAGGGUAUGUUUUCGGCCUUGUUGUCUCAGGCAUUGCUGUCAGCUACCCACCUAGUAUCGCCCAGGAUUAUGUAAUGCCACAAUGCAUACAAAUAAGGCAAAUUUACUUUAAAAUGCAUCCUGUUGCCAGUUCCUAUUCUCACCAUAUAAAUAAACUGCACAUUUAGAAGAUAAGAAUGUAUUUACGUUAACCAUAUUGCAUACAUAGAAUGAGCCUUUGUGAACAGUAAUUUCUGAUCAUUGAACAGAAAACUUUUCCUCAUCACGUUAAGGUAAAAGAGAAAUAGAACUAAAAACAGUAUGCAAUAGGAAAUGUGCUAAACCGUCUUAUUGACACUGUCAGAUUCGAAGCCAUUUUCUUUUUAAGCCUUUGAACAAUUGUGGACCUGAGGUUUGUUUUUUUAAUCAAAUGUCUUUUGCUAUUGGCUAUGGGGGGAUGUCUGCACUGAAUUGCGUGGCUGUUUUUGGUACCUGCAGAAUUCAAUUUGUGGGUUAUUAAAUGCACUUUUCAAAUGCAAAUAUUUGAAAUGUCACCAAUUUAUGACCGUGAAUAGUAUUGCCCCCGCUGAGUUUUCAGUGUCGAAUUGCAUGGCACUGUUUUCAGUUUGUGCAGACAUCCGACUUUAAUAAGUGAACUUUGUAGUGAAGCAAAGCGGUGCUCUGUGAUACCUGGCUUUUAACAGAGGAAUUUCAUUCAUUCAUCCCUCUUGAUUUGGUUUGACAUGGUGGAGAUGUUUCAGUGCCUGAAAUCUUACACACAUUGCGUCUUUAAAAUGUAGAAUAUAAACACUAACUGAAAGUAGACUAAACUGAAAUGUCACAUGUAUUUCUGCCUUGUCACUUAUGUCAAAUGGAAUUGUGCUCCUUUUUUCACCCAUUUUAUUUUACCUUAUGUUGA
This is a messenger RNA of Lampris incognitus (smalleye Pacific opah), 4737 nucleotides long. RefSeq names its product amyloid beta (A4) precursor protein-binding, family B, member 1 (Fe65) (gene apbb1). Bases 140 to 2176 code for a protein of 678 amino acids. Gene Ontology annotation, molecular function: transcription factor binding; amyloid-beta binding. The transcript is spliced from 14 exons. The record is from RefSeq and is a predicted model, not a curated record. Lineage: Eukaryota; Metazoa; Chordata; Actinopteri; Lampriformes; Lampridae. Gene Ontology annotation, biological process: regulation of DNA-templated transcription. Gene Ontology annotation, cellular component: nucleus; cytoplasm.